This is a messenger RNA of Saccostrea echinata, 2338 nucleotides long. RefSeq names its product taurocyamine kinase-like. Bases 16 to 2211 code for a protein of 731 amino acids. The record is from RefSeq and is a predicted model, not a curated record. The transcript has 12 exons. Lineage: Eukaryota; Metazoa; Mollusca; Bivalvia; Ostreida; Ostreidae. Gene Ontology annotation, biological process: phosphocreatine biosynthetic process. Gene Ontology annotation, molecular function: creatine kinase activity.
ACAAAACUUACCGCAAUGUACAAGAAAUAUUGUAGCGAUUUGGCUUCACAGUCAGCCGGCUCCAGUGGAAAAAGCAACACACAAGAAAAAAUGUCCGAUUUAAAGGAACUCUGGGAGAAACUUAAUGCUGGUCCAAGCAAAUCACUUCUUAAAAAAUAUCUCACGGAAAAGGUGUACAAUGAAUUGAAGGAGAGAAAAACUAAUCUCGGUGGAACAUUAGCGGACUGCAUUCGCUCAGGAGCCAAAAACUUAGACUCAGGGGUGGGCUUGUAUGCUUGUGACCCUGAGGCCUAUGAAACCUUCAAAGAACUCUUUGACCCAGUUAUCUGUGAUUACCACAAGGUUGACAAGGUCACCCAUCCUAAAUGUGACUUUGGGCCCCAGGACAACCUAGGAUUUGACCCCCUGGACCCCACUGGAGAAUACAUUGUGUCCACUAGAGUCAGAGUGGGCAGGAGUCAUGAUGGAUACCCCUUCCCCCCAGUCUCCACUGAUGAGCAACGCGUAGAAAUGGAAAAGAAGACCAAGGAAGCUCUUGGUACACUGACGGGAGACCUAAAGGGGAAAUACUACUCUCUAGAAUCCAUGACCCCUGAGGAAAACCAACAGCUCAUCGACGACCACUUCAUGUUCAAAAACGAUGACAGGAUGUUGGGUGAUGCUGGUGGAUACAACGGCUGGCCCGUAGCCAGAGGUAUCUUCUUCAACGAGAAGAAAACCUUCCUCGUCUGGAUUAAUGAGGAGGACCAUCUCAGAUUCAUCUCCAUGCAGAAGGGCGGUGAUGUGGGAGAAGUGUACAGACGUCUAGUAUCGGCCAUUAAAGCACUUGAGAAGAACCUGAAGUUCGCCUACAGUGACAGACAUGGUUAUUUGACCUUCUGUCCAACCAACUUAGGAACAACACUGCGUGCUAGUGUCCACAUCAAGGUCCCUAAACUUGCAAAGAAUGAGGAGGUCCUCAAAAAGAUCUGUGAAGACAAUAAACUCCAGCCCAGAGGUAUCCAUGGUGAACACACAGAAAGUGUAGGAGGAGUUUACGACAUUUCAAACAAACGUCGCUUGGGUCUCACUGAAUACCAGGCCAUGCAGGAAAUGUACAACGGAAUCAAGCAGAUCAUCGAGGCUGAGAAGAAUGCUAAAUUAACAACUUCCAAGAUGUCCCUUGAAGAACUGUGGAACAAACUGAAAAAUGCAACCGACUGCAAAUCUCUGUUGAAGAAGCAUUUGACUCCAGAGAUUUACGAGCAGCUCAAAGACAAGAAAACAAAGUUUGGUGGAACACUUCUCCAUUGUAUACAAUCGGGCUGUAAGAACUUGGACAGCGGCUGUGGAAUUUACGCCAGUGACCCAGAGGGUUACGAUGUGUUUAAGGAGGUUCUCUUCCCCGUUAUUAAGGACUACCACAAAGUCAGUGAGGUCAAACACCCAAAGCCAGACUUCGGCGAUCUGAACAACCUUGGCUUUGGUGACCUUGAUCCCUCCGGAGAGUACAUCGUGUCCACCCGUGUCAGGGUCGGGCGCAGUCACGCCAGUUUUGGAUUUCCUCCUGUCGUCAAUGCUGAGCAACGUAAGGAGAUGGAGAAGAUUUCUGUGGACGCUCUGAAAACUCUGGAUGGGGAACUGAAGGGGAAAUACUACUCCCUAGAAACAAUGACCCCUGAGGAAAACCAACAACUCAUCGAUGACCACUUCAUGUUCAAAAACGAUGACAGGUUCCUACAGGAUGCUGGCGGAUACAACGAUUGGCCUAUAGGCAGAGGAAUCUUCUUCAAUGACAACAAAACCUUCCUAUGCUGGGUGAACGAGGAGGACCAUCUCCGCCUGAUUUCUAUGCAGAAGGGCGGGGACCUGGCUGCCGUCUACAAAAGGCUCAUCACAGCUAUCAAGGAAAUGGAGAAGAAGUUGACCUUUGCCCAUCAUGAUAACCUUGGCUACCUCACAUUCUGUCCCACCAAUCUGGGAACCACCUGCAGAUCCAGCGUCCACAUCAAAAUCCCAAAACUGGCUGCCCAACCUGACUUCAAGGCCUUCUGCGAGAAACUGAAUCUACAGCCAAGAGGUAUUCACGGCGAGCACACAGAGAGUGUGGGAGGUGUGUAUGAUAUUUCUAACAAGCGCCGUCUGGGACUUAGUGAAAUCGAGGCUAUCCAAGAAAUGAGGCGAGGAGUAGAGGAAAUCAUAAAACGGGAAAAGGAACUGCAGGGAAAGUAAAAUAAAUGUGAAACCAGUAACCAAAUACAGUGCCGGAAAUAUUACGAACUGUGAUAAAUAUUUAUAUAUUUUAUUAUGAUUUAAUUGUAAAUAUAAAAUUAAAUUAAAAGUAUACGCAAAACGCCAA